GGAAAGAAGGAAGAAAGGGAGGGCGGAGGCAGGGCAGAGAGAGGCACCGCCUCGGACGCAGAAGCUCCGCGAGGAGCCAGCGAACAGCGGAGCACCCGGGCCGGGCCGCAGCCACCCGCCGCUCGUGGCACACCCUGGUCCCUUUCCCGUCGCGUCCUCGCCCCGGCCAGCCUCCAGCGUUCGUCCCCAGGCAGCAUGGUGAGGUCUGCUCUCGGUCCCCCGCCACCAUGUACGUGAGCUACCUCCUGGACAAGGACGUGAGCAUGUACCCCAGCUCCGUGCGCCACUCGGGCAGCCUCAACCUGGCGCCGCAGAACUUCGUCAGUCCCCCGCAGUACCCGGACUACGGCGGGUACCAUGUGGCUGCCGCAGCAGCCGCGGCCGCGAACUUGGACAGCGCGCAGUCGCCGGGGCCGUCCUGGCCGGCCGCGUACGGCGCCCCGCUCCGCGAGGACUGGAACGGCUACGCGCCCGGGGGCGCAGCGGCCGCGGCCAACGCGGUGGCUCACGGCCUCAACGGCGGCUCCCCGGCCGCAGCCAUGGGCUACAGCAGCCCCGCCGAUUACCACCCGCACCACCACCCGCACCACCACCCGCACCACCCGGCCGCCGCGCCGUCCUGCGCGUCGGGGCUGCUGCAGACGCUCAACCCCGGCCCUCCCGGGCCCGCCGCCACGGCCGCCGCCGAGCAGCUGUCCCCCGGCGGCCAGAGGCGGAACCUGUGCGAGUGGAUGCGGAAGCCCGCGCAGCCGUCUCUGGGCAGCCAAGUGAAAACCAGGACGAAAGACAAAUACCGCGUCGUGUACACUGACCACCAGCGGCUGGAGCUGGAGAAGGAGUUUCACUACAGUCGCUAUAUCACCAUCCGGAGGAAGGCCGAGCUGGCCGCCACGCUGGGGCUCUCAGAGAGGCAGGUUAAAAUCUGGUUUCAGAACCGCAGAGCAAAGGAAAGGAAAAUCAACAAGAAGAAAUUGCAGCAGCAGCAGCAGCAGCAACAGCAGCAGCCGCCCCCUCCAGCUCCCCCUCAGCCUCCCCAGCAGCAGCCAGGACCUCUGAGAAGCGUCCCAGAACCCUUGAGUCCUGUGUCUUCCCUGCAAGGCUCAGUGCCUGGCUCUGUCCCUGGGGUUCUGGGGCCUGCUGGAGGGGUGUUAAACCCCACUGUCACCCAGUGACCCUUAUGGUCUGCAUCGAUGGCAGCAGAAUUUCAGGCCGGGCCAUGAGGAACGUGGAUUUUGCUAGGAUCAUCAGAAGAGACCCCUCCCCCUCCUUUCCACAAGCAUCUGGCUCUCAGAGGAAAAAUGGGGAUCAGGAGUAAAGAACAAGUGGGACCUGGGGCCUCAGGGAAGAUAUCCAGGAUUUUUUUUUUUUUUUUACUUUUCCAGCCUGACUCUGUAACAGUGUUCACACAGGAAGUGACCUUUGAGGCCUAAUUUGCUACUGGCUGAAGCAUUACCUGAACUGGCUACAGUGGUCAGGCAUCUAGUGGCCUAAUUAAGCUCCAGUUCCCCUCUCCAGAUUCUACAGGCUGCAUUGCACCUCUGGUUGGAGCUCAGGGGACGGAGGGACUCAGGGCAAGGGCAGUGUUUGGAGCCAGCAUGGCUACUUCCUACUCACUGUUUCAAGGACCAGCUGGCCCUCCUGCACGGGGCCAGGGGCGAUUUAAACUGCAGGAGCCAGUGAUAGCAAAGAUAGAAAGCUGGACUGACAAAGACUGCAGAACCCGGUGGCCUGUGUCUUUCUUCUCUUUUUCCAGACCAGGAAAGGCCUGACUGGGUGUGUGCGGUGUGUGCGUGCGUCUGUGUGCUGUGGACUCCAGGCCUAACCAGGGAGAAAGUCUGUCCCCAGACUUGUUUAGAAAGCCUGUCACCAGAGCUUCGCGGGGUGAAUGUAUGUCAGUGCUAUAAAUGCCAGAGCCAACCUGAACUUCCUGUCGUUUUCACAAUCUUAAGGCUGUUGAGGAAGGCAGUUUUUGUUGUCCCUGCCAACGUUUGGGCCAUUGAUCUGUGUCACAUCCGAGCCAGCCUUAUAGAAGCCUUCUGGAUCCAUGGGAGAGAUGUGAUGUGGUGAAGGGAAGUGGGGGUAUCCGAACACGGCUGAAUGUUUUUUCUAAAAAGAAAAAAAAAAAAAAAAGAUAAAUGACCUUUCCAGA
This is a messenger RNA of Cavia porcellus (domestic guinea pig), 2149 nucleotides long. RefSeq names its product caudal type homeobox 2 (gene Cdx2). Gene Ontology annotation, cellular component: nucleus. The transcript is spliced from 3 exons. Gene Ontology annotation, molecular function: RNA polymerase II transcription regulatory region sequence-specific DNA binding; DNA-binding transcription factor activity, RNA polymerase II-specific. Gene Ontology annotation, biological process: cell differentiation; animal organ morphogenesis; regulation of transcription by RNA polymerase II. NCBI's taxonomy places the organism in Eukaryota, Metazoa, Chordata, Mammalia, Rodentia, Caviidae. The coding region runs from base 228 to 1172 and encodes 314 amino acids. The record is from RefSeq and is a predicted model, not a curated record.